Suillus clintonianus is the source of this 3032-nucleotide messenger RNA. RefSeq names its product Sodium/hydrogen exchanger family-domain-containing protein. NCBI's taxonomy places the organism in Eukaryota, Fungi, Basidiomycota, Agaricomycetes, Boletales, Suillaceae. The coding region runs from base 82 to 2760 and encodes 892 amino acids. The transcript has 9 exons. The record is from RefSeq and is a predicted model, not a curated record. Gene Ontology annotation, cellular component: membrane. Gene Ontology annotation, biological process: proton transmembrane transport. Gene Ontology annotation, molecular function: antiporter activity.
CAAUGAGCAUCACUAUCACUGGUUCGGUCAAAGCUUGUCUCAGACUCACCACCUAGGGCAGCUUGUGCCCAUAUUUGUCCUAUGCCUGACUUCUCAAAUGCAGUCGUUAGUCUUGCGUCUGGCCUCGCGAAGAGGGCGAAUGCCACGGCCCAGGGUGGUUUAUUGUCAGGAGUAAAUCCCACAACGUUCACCACCUCGGAUCCCCUGAGACUAUGGAUAAUUCAAAUGGGUAUAAUUAUUAUGAUGGGGCAACUGCUGUCACUUUUUUUGGGCAAGAUCAAGCAACCGAAAGUCAUCGCUGAAGUACUUGGUGGAAUUCUCCUCGGUCCUACUGCCAUGGGACGAAUCCCUGGUUUCACCCAGCGCAUUUUUCCCGCUUCGUCCCUCUCAUAUCUCUCUCUUGUUGCCAACAUUGGUCUAUGUCUGUUUCUCUUCAUAGUCGGUCUUGAAAUCGACGCGAGCGUCAUUAAGCGUAAUGUUCGCUCGUCCAUCUUCAUUGCGCUCUCUGCCAUGGCCUUGUCUUUUGGUCUCGGUUCUGCCAUCUCAGUGCCACUCUACCACAACUUCAUUCCUUCCAAUGUCCAGUUUUUACACUUCAUGCUUUUCAUCGGCGUGACGUUCUCUGUAACCGCAUUUCCCGUUCUUUGUCGCAUCCUCAGCGCAUUGAAACUCUUAGAUACGACGGUCGGCGCCAUCGUCCUGUCAGCUGGUGUGUGCAAUGACGUAGUCGGUUGGAGUCUGUUGGCACUAGCGGUGGCCCUCGUCAAUGCGACCUCCGGACUUACUGCUUUAUGGAUCCUACUGACAUGUGUGGCAUUCACAAUAUUUCUUAUGUGGCCGGUUAGAUUGGCGCUGCUGUGGUUGGCUAGGUUCACAGGAAGUACGGAGAAUGGACCCACUAUGUUCUUCAUGACAGUUUCUAUACUUGUUCUUUGGGCAUGUGCGUUCUUCACGGACAUUGUAGGUGUCAAUGCUAUCUUUGGGGCGUUCCUGGCGGGAAUCGUUAUUCCCCGUGAAGGCGGUCUUGCCAUCUCGCUAACAGAGAAGCUUGAAGAUAUGGUGACGAUCGUAUUUUUACCUCUGUACUUCACAAUCUCCGGGUUAAGUACCAACCUCGGAUUGCUCAACAACGGCAUCACUUGGGCAUUCACCAUUGCAAUCAUAUGUCUAGACUUUUCUGGCAAAUUCAGCGCAUGUACGAUCACCGCACGGAUUACCGGAAUGACCUGGCGAGAGUCCGCCACCGUCGGAUCAUUGAUGAGUUGCAAAGGUCUUAUUGAAUUGAUUGUGCUCAACAUCGGGCUCGCUGCCGGCAUUCUCACGCAAAGGGUGUUCUCGAUGUUUGUCUUUGAAGCGCUGGUCCUAACUUUCAUAACUACGCCCCUCGUCUCUACCCUUUAUCCUCCCGAACGCCGGGUUCGUGCACCAGUUGGAGGUAUUUCACGGGCGUCAACUGCAGAUGAGGACGAAGAUAAGAGCGAUCGCAAGUCUCCUAUGACUGAGGAUCAACCAUGGCGCUCUCGCUUCACCGUUGUCCUCGACAAAUUCGAUCACAUGUCGGGAAUGUUGGUGGCCACUCAACUGGUGUGCCCGCCUUCUCUUGAGACACCUUCUUUCCCAUCAGCUGAGUCGACGAGGGCAUCUGACAAGAUUAAGAUGCCUGCGGCCAGCGUGGACGCUCUCCGUUUGAUUGAGCUGUCAGACCGUACCUCGGACGUCAUGAAGUCUUCAGCAGUUGACACCCUUAUCCACACUGACCCGAUCCUGAGUGUGUUCCGCACCUUUGGAGAACUCAAUGAUAUACCGGUUUCACUCUCGCUUUCUAUUGUCCCUUAUGACGACAUACCGAAUACUGUCGUUGAUCACGCAAAACGGCAUGGAUCUGAGCUCGUCCUCUUGCCGUGGCUAUCACCAUCGUCCAACUUUGGCGAUCCAAGCGAAGACCUGUCCAGCCCGAGAAACGACCCGAAUCCAUUCGAAGCGUUUUUCGGCGGGUCGAAAAACAGGGGUAAGUCUGCAACCGCGACCCAGUCGCAGUUUGUGCGCAGGGUAUUUGCAGAGAGCAAGACGGAUGUUGCGUUGUUCAUCGAUCCGGCCGGUGCCGGUACUGGGAGUGCGCGUCACAUAUUUUGCCCAUUUUUCGGCGGCCCAGAUGAUCGGCUUGCGCUCGAGUUCGUUGUGCAACUUUGUUCUAAUCCCAGAAUGAGUGCGACGGUUGUGAGGAUGUCAAAAAGUAGUGCCGAGAGUGCUGCAGUUGAAAGGCCGUCGCUCGCGCAUCUAGAGGAGAAAGCAAGUUUAGAGAUGCCGAAUCUAGGAUACCAAAUGCCUGUCCCUUCAAAUGUCGUUUUUCCAGACACGAUUUAUGGCCAGGCCAACACUGAAAUGGUUAUGCAAUCCGAGACAGCCAAUAGCAUCCUUUGGGCGCGAUACGCCAACUCUCAACCCUCGGAUGACACACCCUCCUCGUUGCGCUCAGCCCUCUCCCGGAUCACAUUCUCCGAGCAUUCAUCGCCGAUACCGCUACAUUCUGCCAUCCAACAAGCGUCUGCGCACAAGCCUGUUUUGGUGGUUGUUGGGCGCUCACGGCGCCUUGCGGGUGAGGAUCAUACAUUGGAGGUGCAGAAGAUUUUGGAGGAGCGGGGUAGCGUGGGGCAAGAUGUUGUCAGGAAGACAAUCGGUGAUCCUGCGACUGCGUUUGUUGCUUCGGGGUGUGCGACUGCUGUCGUUGUGCUCCAGGCUUCGAAUGUUGAUGUUGACUGACUGAAGUGACUCACUGAGGGGAUCCAUUUCACUUGUAUAAUGCUAUCUGACUGAUCAUGAGCGGGUAUCUCCGGAAACUCUUGAUCAUGAUUAUCGCCUCCGAAUUUCUUCGCUGUAUUGUAAAUCAUGUAUCAUAAAUUUAAAUAGUACAGUUAACGUUAUUUCUAUAUAGGCUUUGAGACUUUUGAUCAAAGGACGAUGGCACUAGAUGGCACUACGCAACGCUUCUUGUGCCAUUUUCAGUCCCUGCAUUGACAACCAACGGACUGGAC